UACUGGUCUCUUUUUUUUAAAAUGGACUCUUUCACUUUUGGAGCAAGAAUUUACUCCACGGACAUUCCUGUUGUCGCUAGCUCACUGUCUUUGAUUUGUUAGUUCUUGCUUCGUUUGACCUUCCUUUUUUGCCAUUUGGGUACCUUUUUUUUUUCUUCUCCCUCCUUUCAUUUGGGUUUUCUUUUUACCUUUUUCCUAUUCACAUCUACUGAUGGUGUUACGCCCAUCGUUGACCCUUGCUCGAUUCGUGCAAGUACUUUUUUAUGUUAGCUUGAUAGAAGCAGCUCCUACCCUCGUUCGACGACAAGUGGUCCGAGGCAGUGUGCAGUAUUGUAAACCAGGACAGGUGGCUCUCACCUACGAUGACGGCCCCUACCAGUACACAUCAGCAUUAGUCGAUCUUUUAGAUAAGCACCAAAUACGAGCCACGUUUUUCAUCAAUUCAAGAAAUUUCUGGGAGCUUUCUGACAAUAUAGAAGCCCAGAAUGCAGUUGCCAAGGCCUUUAAAUCAGGCCAUCAGAUAGCAAGCCAUACUUAUUCUCAUGCUCAUCUCACUCAAAUUAGCGAGCAAGAAGUGGAAACAGAAAUGCUCGCUUUAGAUCGGCAAAUCAUAGACAUCACUGGUAAACGACCAGCGUUUAUGCGUCCUCCUUAUGGAGAAUACAAUGAUCGUACGGUGGAUCAAUUGAACAAUAUGGGAUACACCGUCGUAAUGUGGAAUAUGGAUACCAAAGACUACGAGACCCACGAUUUGAAACAGGAGAUGGAUCAUGUACAUCGAGCCCUCAACGAUAACUCCGGCGGCUACAUAUCGUUAGCACACGAUGUUUUCGAGCAAACCAGCACCGAGUUGACAGAGCAAAUGAUCAAGGAAUUGGGAGCGAAAGGUUUCAAAUUCGUCACCGUGGCUGAAUGUUUCGGUCUACCGCCUUACAUGGCAUCCAACCACAUCACACCAAGUGCCACAAAUAGUAGCAGUACUACGGAUCCGUCGAGCCCUUCAAAAGUUACAGUGCCGUAUAAAGAUGAUUCUUUCAAGAACGAUCCAACUUCCGAUACAGUUGCCGAUGAUGCGCUGGAUGGGGAAGAUGGUGACGACUUUUUCUAUUACGAUCCAUUGUUCGAUUCUUCUUACGAGGAGGAGGAAGAAGCCGAUGAGGAACCACAAGAACCCCACGUCAUUAAGACCGAUACCAAGACCAAGCCCAAGACCAGGCCGUCAAAUCCAAGCAAUCCUCGUUCGCAUUCACGCUCCCGUUCCCAGGGAAGAAAUCGGAACAAAAAGACGAAUCACAAGACGAAUGCUUGAUCGAUUGUUCGCUUAACGAGUUUCAUGUAGUACACAUUCACUUAUUGAAUCUGCCAUCAUUCCUUGCCAAUUAUUGAUACUGUAGUCUCAUUUUUUUUUUGUUACCCUGUCCACGUUUUUAACCAAACAGGCAGAUAUUCAGAGUUUUCAUCAUUUCUUUUUAUCCACUUCUCCCUCUCCAAAUACAUUCUCUCAAAUUGUACAAUUCAGGCAUCAAUGUUUUUAUUUGCAUAUGCCAUUGUUGUGUAAAAC
This is a messenger RNA of Radiomyces spectabilis, 1561 nucleotides long. RefSeq lists its product as uncharacterized. The transcript has 6 exons. The record is from RefSeq and is a predicted model, not a curated record. NCBI's taxonomy places the organism in Eukaryota, Fungi, Mucoromycota, Mucoromycetes, Mucorales, Radiomycetaceae. Gene Ontology annotation, molecular function: hydrolase activity, acting on carbon-nitrogen (but not peptide) bonds. Gene Ontology annotation, biological process: carbohydrate metabolic process. Bases 212 to 1309 code for a protein of 365 amino acids.